Molecule: messenger RNA, 4080 nt
Organism: Peronospora farinosa
Lineage: Eukaryota; Oomycota; Peronosporomycetes; Peronosporales; Peronosporaceae
Source: the annotation of a GenBank genome assembly
AUGCUCUCGUCGUCGCGUUUGGCUGGGCGUCAUGCGUCCCAUAAUGAGUCUCCUCGAUCUUCAUCUCGUGCCUGGACCCCUUUACGUGAAAAUUACUUUACAUUACCGACUUUUUCGUCAAGAGAACGCGCUUAUUUUGUCCGUAAAUCAUGUGAAGCAGCUCUCGAGCUUGUUGAACGUGCCCGGAGCAUUGGUGGUCCCAUGAUCUGGCGUCACAUGGAGAAACAUAAUGGUGUCCAAAUCUAUGCCGGUUCUCCGCGUUCAAAUGCCACUGGUACGGCACUUUCCGGCGCUAUUAUGUGCGGGGUAACAAGUGUUCCAGGCACGAUAAAAGAAGUGGCUUCUCUCUUUGAAUUAGGCUCAACAAAACAGAUGAAGGAGUUUGCACAAGCUCAUCGUGAGUGGUUUUACGAUGGUGUUAUUUUGCACACUUUAGCACGACGGACAAAGGAGAAACCGCUGCAUCAAGUGACAGCCAAGUGGAUGGUCAUCCAGAUGCCUCAUGGUGUUCCUCAUCGAGAUUUUUGCUACUUGGAGUGUCAAGACAAGUUUAUUGAUGCUAAAGGACGGAAAGGGUGGGUCUUAGGACAACAUUCGAUCAAAUUACCAGGUUGUGAAGAUCUGAAAAAGGAGUUUGGGUUCGUACGAGGCAGUAUGUAUAAUUCUGGACUUGUUGUCGUGGAAAGUGAAGAACGACCUGGACAUUUGGACGUCAUUUACUUGGUCCAACUUAAUUUGAAGGACCAUACAUCGGUGCCGAUGAGUUUGCUGCGAGCCAGAGUGCUGUUUGUCGCACAGGUUCGUAAUAUGCUCCGGAGCAAACGUCUUAAUGAACAGAGAUAUCUGAGUGAUCUCGAGCUUGUUCCAAGAAGGCAUCGAGCCAAAUGUGCUGUAUGUCGGGAUUCCUUUUCCCUUUUACUGCUUAGGAAGAUGAACUGCAGGAAAUGUGGCGAAGUCGUCUGUGCCGCGUGCAGUAAAGAGUUUCCGAUUGAGAGCUACAACUUUGCGGCGACAAAUGGAAGAGACGACGUGCGCAAGUUGCGUAUUUGUAUGCACUGCUUUCAGGUGAUCACGAACGCUCCCAAACCGACGUCAGCGCUAGUGGAACCUCCUCACUCGUCGACCAUUUCGAUGAGUUUCUUGGGCUACAAGGAUGAUGACUGCCGUGCAUCGUAUAUGACAUCGCGGGUAAGUGGACAACAUGGCCACCGUGAAGAGGACGUGCCGAAGAUCUAUUUGCAGUCCAUGCGCCAUGAAAAGCCAUCGAGUCACCCCAUGUCCAGCACAUUGCCGAUUCCGGGGUAUGGUGUAAAUUCCAGAUCGCGGCAUUAUUCGCGGGGGGAACCGGAUGCGGAGCUGUAUCAGCGAUCGCGGCACUAUCAGCAGCAGGAUUACGGGCAUUCGCACUCCCGCCGUGGAAGCCAGCGCAUGCAAUCGUCAGACUUUCGACCGAGCCAGAGUCUGUCACUCGGUGAUUCCAUCACUAGAGGUGAAGACCGCUACACGUUGCAAAUGCCGGGGCCACUCUCGGUCUCCAUUUUUGAAUGUUCAGCCAUCAAUACCUCGCAACGUCCUCAUCAUGGGUUGUCACGCAGCAGUAGUAGUGACAUGCUAGGGGGGGCAGGCAGUGGCAAUGUGAGCAACUUCAGUCGGCUCCAGGAGCUAAGCAGUCGGGAAAGACUAAAGCAACUCCAGCGCGAAGACGAGUUCAUCACCCGAUCCGGCACCCAACAUUGCACGCCUGAUGCCUACAUGUCCGCGCUGCAGCAAGCAAGUUGCGAUAAGCAUGGAUUUGAUAUGCCUCCGCCCAUGUGUCAGGCUCCACCAAGCGACUUUGGAGCGUAUGGCGCGACAUUAGACGACCACCCGGUAAUUCCUCCCGAUUUUGGCCCAUACGGCUCUACGCUAGACGACCUGGAUGUUCCACCGUUGGAUUUGAGCGCGCUGACUACGCCUACUUUUCCGAUAGAGCUCAGCAGCAUGAGUACAGAGAUAAUGCACCCGAAUGCACCUCGAGAUGGUGGAAAUGAAGGUAAACAUUUGCAUCUGCGCGGACACGAAAUCCAGCAGGGUCGUGAGUCGACAAGCUCGGAUUCUUCUACCAGCUCGAUUGACAUUGAUACGUACGAGGACUCAUUCAAGCUUGCCGUCGCUCCGCCAAUUCCUGAACAGCAAUAUCAUGAGGAGGGUGUAGAGCGUUUGCUGCCAAAAUUGGCGCCGUUAAAUACGACAGGUAUGCAGGAACGCGGUGCGUCGCGUGAAAGCGGCAAGAAAGCAGCGUGGAUCCACGAGAAUGAUGAAGAUUCAGAGACGUCGAUGGGUGCAUCGGAUGACGAAGAAGAACGUUGUGCAAGUGGAAUGGACACGCUUUCGUUAACGACACCACCACCUUAUAAACCAAUCGACGAUAAUGCCGAGGAGACAAAGGCACAAGAAUUUGCAGGAAGCCCGGCGUUGCCAGCUCCGUCUCCGUCUGCCCACAUUGCAACCCGCAAGACGCUAGAGCGCCCGUCCAUUGCAGACAUGUCGAUAGGUUCGCUAUCUUGGGACCAUGCUCUAGCAGAAGUCAAAACGACGGAAGAAGUGAAACCUAAUACGAUCAAAGAAGCGACAACAGUCGCGAGAGAUCUGCUUGAUUACGACCACCAGCUACAACGUUCGAAAGUGAAGGGCUUUGCUGAUAACGAACAUAACCAAAUGCACGUACCGCCGAAGCAGAGCAAAAUGCAAGUCACUGACGACAAGCAGCGUGAGGGCGAUACUGAAGCAGACUUUUUUGCAAGAAAGAAUACGGUUCCUGGGCGCAAUAACCACGUGGAGGAUCAAGACGGCAUUUUCUUGUCUCAACUGAAGGACGGUAGGUGCGCUGUCCCCCACACACCCAGCGGGAUCUCAAGCACUGCUGACCAAGCUAAUGGAGUAUGUCCCCCACAUGAGCGUACGGCAACAUCGCCUAAUAGCAAGUGUGGUAAAACACCAGCUUUGGCGAAACAUAUACGAUCAAAUAGCCGCGAAGAUACUUUAGGCGCUGACGACGUGGAGGAGUGCCAACGGCCAUUGAACUACCGUGACGAUUCCGCGAACCAUGUGGUACUGGAUGCCCAGAAGGAGGCAAGCGACAUGAGUUCUCCGACGUCGGAGUCCACAUCCCGAUCCGAUGACCGCUUUGAUACCGACGCUAAUCUCGGCUCUACUAUUGUGAAAGGAGCGAUCCUUGCAGGAGCCCAGCGGGACGACGAAACUGCUCGUCCUAGAGUGCAAGGUAUAGUGGAACACGAUCAAACGACUACCUUCGCGUCGCCUGUUAUUCCGAUGUCGGUGGUGCUGCCAGCCAACAGUGAAACGAUGCAGACGAGCGGUGAUGACGUUUUGAAAAGUCAUUUGCAAACAUCCGGCAGGGUUUCGUUUUCUUCUUUUCCCAGCAGUAGCGCUUGCGGUAGCAGUAUUUGCAGAACGAGCUUGGAUCCGGUGACGCUGCCUGCCACCCCGCUGUCUUCAGCUACCGCCGUGCCUGCUUCAGACCUUGCAACGUCGAGCCCCGUUCGCGCCAGCGACAGUCCAGAGGUCGCAAUGUCGCAGCAACGCAAAAUGAAUACGCCACCUGCUUAUAUUCCUGAUCGUUUUCGAACGACGGAGCAGCUACAGGUUGUGCAGCAGAACGUCUCAACAACCAAUGUACCUAUUACCACGACGCCAUCGAGCACGCCAAGGCAGAGCUGUGACAGCGAUGCUACCCUGGAUAAUUUUCAACUAAACUUCUCUGCAUCUUUUGAUGCACAUCAGCAGCAAAAGGCGCAGGCUGUUCGCGUCGACGAUGGUCUUCCUCAAUUGAUGUCAUCCGAUGAGCUUAGCCGUGCGAGCAGUUCCGGUAGCAACGAUGGCCAGGUAUUUCGCUAUCAAUCGGUUGAAUCUUCGAUGUUACACACUGCUCCCGACGCCAAUGUGCUCUCGACAUCGACCGGUGAUAGCGAGGAUGCGAACACGCUGUUUCCAGCACGUCAGCUUUACGGCCGCUCUGGUAAUUCAACGCAGCCGUCACGUAUGACAGGGGAUACCCGAUCGGAUUCUAGCAUACGUUGA